This is a messenger RNA of Lates calcarifer (barramundi perch), 3241 nucleotides long. Its product is annotated as cytosolic phospholipase A2 gamma. Gene Ontology annotation, cellular component: cytosol; nuclear envelope; nucleoplasm. Gene Ontology annotation, molecular function: calcium ion binding; calcium-dependent phospholipid binding. The transcript is spliced from 14 exons. NCBI's taxonomy places the organism in Eukaryota, Metazoa, Chordata, Actinopteri, Centropomidae. Gene Ontology annotation, biological process: glycerophospholipid catabolic process. The record is from RefSeq and is a predicted model, not a curated record. The coding region runs from base 176 to 1930 and encodes 584 amino acids.
GUAGCCAACACAUGGUAGAGAUCAGCAAGUGUGUAUGUUAGAUUUUUAUUUGUGUGUGAGAGAGAGAUUAGGUAUCUAUGAGAGAGGAGAAGUUAGAGAAGGCACAAUUUUCACUACAGUGUGGAUGUAACUUCAGCAUUUUAAUUGACAUUGCGGGUUGUUUCCACAUCCAGACAUGCAGACUGGAAAUGCAGGUUUGUUAGUCUUGUUGAUUCGCCUUUGCCUUUUGACUUCAGGCACUCUGACAAAAGCAGUGGACAACACAGAGGGAAAUGAGGCAGCUUCAGAGAAACUCAUCCGUCACUCCCACUCUCUGUGUGCUGGUGAACAAGAGUAUGUUGACAGGAGGAAAAUUGUAGUUCUGGAGUCACUCAACAGCCUGGGAAUCAACUGUACUGCUGAUUCUAUUCCCCACAUUGCUCUUCUGGCGUCAGGUGGGGGUCAGAGGGCAGCUGUGGGUCUGGUGGGUUUUCUCUAUCAGAUGGAAAAGGAAGGUCUGCUGGACACUCUGCUCUACCUGGGAGGAGUUUCUGGGUCAACAUGGUCCAUGUCCUCCCUGUACAGUGACCCGCAGUGGAGCACCAACAUGGACAGAGCAGUGUCAAGGUUAUCAGGUCCUGGGGUCGAGCUGGAGCAGGUUCUGGCCUGGUUGGGUGACAGGGCAAAAGAGGAGCACUUCUCUCUCGCUGAUAUCUGGGCUGUUCUAACUUCUGCUGUGAUCAUGAAACAGAUGGACCUGCGGCAUCUUUCAGAUGAGGCCAGUAGGAAUGCCACAAACCCUUACCCCAUUUAUAGCGCCAUCGAGAAGAAAUGCUUUUCAGACGGGCCUAUAGAAGGGAAAUGGUUUGAGGUGAGCCCUCAUGAAGCUGGAUUCACAGAGAUGGGUGUCUUUGUUGAAACAUCUCUUUUGGGCAGCAAAUUCCAAAGUGGAGAGCUGCUAGAGGUGACCCCAGAGAUGGACAUGGUAAGACUACAAGGUAUUCUAGGUUGUGCUUUGGCUCAUGAGGAGGUUAUCAGAGAAUUCAUCCCUCCCUGGCUGAAUGUGCCUGGGCAAGUAGACAGUGCUGCUGAGGAAUACCUGCGCAUAUACAGAACCAUUGAUAAACUGGUGGUCCUGACCAGAAGUACCAUUAAUGAUCCUACUGCUCUGUCUGAACUGAAUAAACUGCAGAAAACACUAACAGACAAGGUAACUCUGAAUGAGUCUGCCUUGCUUGAGUCCAAGAGUUUGGAGGAAAGAAAAAGUAUUUUUCAGCAGUGGAGUCUGGAGCUGCUGGCAGCAGUAGAGACCUGGAGCCAAAGUCUGGAGGAUGGAGCUUUCAAAACACAUGUGUCUCUGCUUACUAAGCAAGUUCUUCCCCUGAUUUUGAAAUGGGAGUGGGGAACUACAAAAAACUUCCUGUACCAAUAUCAAGGUCUCACCAUUCCACCUUGCCUUCAAUCUAAAGAAAAAUUACAUCUGGUGGAUGCUGGGCUGUUGAUUAAUGUAGCGUACCCUCCAUUUCUGGGGGACAAGAGAGACAUUGACCUCAUGAUUGCACCAGAGUUCAGCGCUGGAAACAUGUUUGAGACUCUGACUCUUGCCAGAGACUAUGCAACUGAAGUGAGGAAGCCUUUCCCAGAGAUAGACAACAAAAUCCUGGAGGAGAGAGACUGGCCAAAGGACUGCUACGUGUUCGAGGGAAAAGAGAAGGAGCCCACGAUCAUUUACAUGCCACUCUUCAACAGACAGAACUGCAAAGAUGCAGAGGAGUUCAAAGCAAGGAUGGAGGAGUUCUCCACCUUCCAGUAUGCCUUCAGCCAGGAGAAGAUUGAGUUUAUGUUAGAGACGGUGAAAGCUAACAUGAAGAACAACAAGGAUACUCUGGUGAGAGAGAUAAAUAAGGCCGCUCUACGCAGACAGAAUAAGAGGUAUAACAGCAGGCUUUGAGCAGAUUUGUGGGAGCAGCAGGAGGCUUGUCAUCAUAGAACAGAUUCUACAGCUCCGGAGGCAGAAAUACCUGCAGAAAGAGACAAGAGAUGGAAGAACACAAUACUAUGAGAAAGGGAGGAUAUCGAGUUAGCACCAUGUAUUUAUGAGAUAUAAUUACAUGUAGAUAGAGAAUAUGUUAACUGAACUUCAGAAAACAAGUUCAAUAAACUUAAGAUAUCAAGUUAAAUCAACUGUUUAGUCACAUGGACAGUAAUUAUACAGACCUGUUUUCCUUUUACAUUUUCUCAGUUCAUUUGACAUAAAACUUAAAGAAGUGAUUUUGAUGUUAGACAACAUCCAGCCUUGGAUGUUAACUUUGUACUGACAAAACUGCUUAACGCUUAGACAUGUUAAAUAAUAAGUGUACAAGGUUUGGGACUGGAUUCAGUCCUAACAUUAAUUUUUGUUAACAUUGUUUUCAUUAUCAUGGAACGAAACAACCAUGACUUGACUUACAUGUAUUGAAGACACACAGCAAGUUUACAUUACGUCUCUUCAAACUACUUUAUAAACUUAAUUUAAUAAGUUGAGUAAUUGUCAGCAAUCCACUCUAGUCAAGUGGUACAGAUAUUCAAAGUUGAAUCAACUUUAAAUUGGCCAAACUUAUUUAGUUACAUUUUACAUUCGGUGAAAUAUGCCAAUUAAGUGUACUAAAAUCUUUUUUUUAAAACUCUUAGUAAAUUGGAAAGCCACGAUGAUUAUGAUAUGGUGAACAGAAUAAUAUUUUUUAUAGUUUGAUAUAGUUAAUUCUAAUUAAUAUUGGCAUCAUAUUUAUAAUCAAUAUAUAUAUAUAUAUAUAUAUAUAUAUAUAUAUAUAUAUAUAUAUAUAUAUAUAUAUAAUUAAUUCAGAUUAAACCAAUAAAAUUCUUAAGGCAAACAAGAAUUUCCCGCAUGUGAAGAAAGGCAGUCUUGCUGUUAAUAACUUCAUAGGUUUGGACCACUUUUGGUCAUAUUUGCAGUUGAUUUGUAGUACAAAAUCCAAAGUACAGCUUGACUUGAAUAGCAAAAUAGUUACUAUAAAUAUUACAUUGGUCAAACCUAAGAGAAAACUCUAAGUAGUCUGAAGUCGCUAAUUAGUGCUAUUUAAGAACAAAUCUGUUUGUACAACUGGUUCUUGCAUGAGAACCAGUGUGUGUGAAGGGAGAUGGAUGGAUAAAAAUGGACUCAAUAAAAGGAGUUUAUGCAAUAUCUGUGUAUCACUGUGUGUCUGAGACAGAGAGAGAGAUGUGGAUGGCAGGUGAAUAAAUAACCGACUUAUCAGAAAUCUAA